AGUUUAGUGACGACAUCGAUCUGUUAUCUCUCGCACACACACACACACACACAACUGGCUCUCGCCUCCCUUCGUCGCUCUGUAGAAACACACCCACACACACACGCACAAAUCCAAAUCCUGCUGUUUGACCUGAUCUCUUCACUCAUCUGCGACUCUUCCUACAAUGACUACAAGCUGUCUGAUCUUUCUGAUCCUGCUCGGAUCGUGCCGAUGUCUUACCAGAACAUAUUAUAUCGCGAUUCAUGAGGUCUACUGGAAUUAUGCACCUAGUGGAAAGAAUCUGAUCAAUGGCCUGAAAAUCAAACAAGACGAGCAUGCCUCGAUAUUUCUGGACAAUGGUCCAAACCGGAUUGGUAGCGUGUACAAAAAAGCUGUGUAUAAGCAGUACACAAAUGAGAAUUUCUCUACUGAGAUCCCUAAGCCAGUGCAGCUGGGCUUCCUUGGACCCGUGAUCCGUGCAGAAGUGGGUGAUGACAUCGUGGUGCACAUGAAGAACUUUGCAUCUCGAAAUUAUUCAAUCCAUCCUCAUGGAGUCUUUUAUGAGAAGGAUUCUGAAGGUGCACUGUAUCCGGAUGGUACAUCUGGUCGUAAUAAGCAAGAUGAUGCUGUGGCUCCUGGUGCAAAAUACACGUACACUUGGAAGGUGACAGAAGAGUUUGCCCCGACCGAAUCUGACCCCACCUGCCUCACCUGGAUCUACCACUCCCAUGUAGAUGCACCUAGAGACAUUGCAUCGGGGCUUAUCGGGGUUCUUCUCACCUGCAAUAAGGGAGUCCUAGACAACACUGGAACUCAACGCUCUGAUGUGGAUCAAGAGUUCUUCCUGAUGUUCAGUGUAGUCGAUGAAAAUCUUAGUUGGUAUCUUAAGGACAACAUUCGCAAGUUCAGCCCUGGUGCUGCUAAUCUUCAAGAUGAUGACGACUUUCUGGAGUCCAACCUUAUGCACUCGAUCAACGGUUUUGUUUAUGGUAACUUGCCACCGUUAAACGUCUGUGCCAGACGUACUGUGUCUUGGCAUCUCUUUGGCAUUGGCAACGAAGUAGAUAUUCAUUCAGUAUACUUUCAUGGCCACACCCUGCUCAACCAUGGACAUCGUACUGACGUGCUCAGCCUGUUUCCUGCCACUUUUGUCACGGCAAAAAUGGUUCCCAUGACAACAGGAAAGUGGCUGUUAAGUUGUCAAGUGAAUGACCACAUGCAAGCAGGUAUGCAGGGCUUCUAUCAGGUGUCUUUGUGUGGGAAGGAUGACGCUGCACCCACAGUCCCUCCUGGCCACGAGAGACGUUUCUACAUUGCUGCUGAGGAGGAGAUUUGGGAUUACGCCCCUUCAAUGAUGAACAGAUUAACAAAUGAACCACUGGAUAAGAACGGAAGUGAUGCUGCAGAAUUCUUCAGUAAAGUGGACGGCAGGUUGGGCGGAAAGUACUGGAAAGUCAGAUACAUUGGAUACCAUGAUGACACAUUUACCACCAAGAUUGAUCAGCAUGGCUCAGAACACCAUUUUGGCUUUCUGGGUCCAGUUAUUAGAGGAGAACCUGGAGAUAUCAUUGUGGUAACCUUUCGGAAUAAUGCAUCGAACAACCACAGCUUGCAACCUCAUGGUCUGUCGUAUGAUAAACUUUACGAAGGGGCCAUGUAUCAAGACGGUUCUCAGAAAGCAGGGGCCAGUGUGGCACCAGGUCAGACCUUUACCUAUCGAUGGAGGGUGAUGGAAGGCCCCUCGCCCAGUGACCCACCCUGCCUGUCAUACCUGUAUUACUCAGCUACAGAUCCUGUCCGGGACACCAACUCUGGUUUGGUGGGACCGUUACAGGUGUGCAAGAAAGGAGUUCUGGAUGAGAGUGGUCGACAGCAUACAGGGUCGGAGGUGCAGAAAGAAUUUUUUCUGCUCUUCACCGUGAUUGAUGAGAAUGAAAGCUGGUAUCUGGAGAAUAAUACCGAUGAGUUUGGGAGUGAUGAUUCAGACCCAGAAAGCCCAGCAUUCCAAGAGAGCAACAAAAUGCACUGUGUAAAUGGCUUCAUGUACGGAAACCUUCCUGGCCUUGAUCUGUGCGAGGGGGACCAUGUUGUAUGGCACCUGCUAGGCUUGGGUACAGAAGUGGAUCUCCACGGCGUUUAUUUUCAGGGAAACACGUUUCAGCGGGACGGCAAUACACACGACACACUUAACCUGUUUCCUCACACCAGUGUCACUGUCUCCAUGGUACCAGACAAUGACGGUGUGUUUGGGCUGAGUUGUCGUACAGCUGAUCACUACCGUGGUGGCAUGCUCCAGCUGUAUACAGUCAAACGCUGCACAACAAACCAGAACCAUGAAUCGGAGGCUACGACCUUCCAGCCUGAUGUGUAUUUCUACUUGGCUGCUGAAGAAGUAAUGUGGAACUAUGCCCCAAACCGGACAUGGGAGCUGGAGAAUCACCACAAUACUCUAUAUGAGAGCCCUGGAAAUGUUUUCCUCAAUAAAUCUGAGAACCGGAUUGGCUCUGAAUACAAAAAGGUGGUUUACAGCCAGUACACAGACAACACCUUUACAAAGAAGAAGCCCAGAGGUCCUGAUGAGGAGCAUCUUGGCAUUCUGGGUCCCAUUCUCAGGGUGGAGGUUGGGGAGAAGGUUCAAGUUGUGUUUAAGAACAAUGCCAGCAAGCCAUAUUCAGUUCAUGCUCAUGGUGUGAAGGCCCGAGAGAAAAACCUGAAACCUGUUGCUCCAGGUGAUGUUAUAAAGUAUAACUUGACUAUCAGUUCAGGACCUGGGCGUUCUGAUCCCAACUGCAUAACCUUUGUUUAUUACUCAUCAGCAAACUUUGUCAAGGAUUUGGCGAGUGGCCUGGUUGGACCAUUGCUGGUGUGUCGUAAAGGCACUCUAAACAAAGCCAGACACCGAAUGGAUGUGAACAAAGAAUUCGCUCUGCUCUUCAUGGUCUUCGAUGAGAAUGAAUCCUGGUAUCUGAACGACAAUAUUAAAACACAUCUAGGCAAAGACCCAGACACUUUUGAUAAAGACGAUGAGGGAUUUUUGGAGAGCAACAUGAUGCAUGGUAUUAACGGGAAACUGUAUGGCAACCUGCACGGUCUGAAGAUGCAGCGAGGAGAUAGGACCACGUGGCACUUAAUGGGGUUGGGAAACGAGAUAGACAUGCACACAGUGCACUUUCACGCUCAGAGCUUCAUAUACAAGACGGAUUACCCCCACCGUGCUGAUGUGUACGACUUGUUCCCUGGAACAUUUAAAGGGGUGGAUCUGAUAGCUGGAACUCCUGGAACGUGGCUCCUUCACUGCCAUGUGACAGACCACAUUCAUGCCGGCAUGGAGACAACCUUCACCAUCAACGAGUCAGAAACAAGGAAACAUGGGGGAAAUGGCUGCACAUGUUUGCACAGUUUACCCCUCAUCCCACUAUUCGUCGCAGUGGCAUUCUGGCUUCAGUGACUCACAAAAGAUUAAUCGGAAUCUACUUCACUCCAAACUGUGGUUUGAACAGAGACAAGUGGGAGGCAGAAAAGUACACUACAAAUUGCACACUAUGUUUGUGGACAUUCAGCCAGCUGACAGAAUGAAUGCCUUAACGGGGCCGACUCACCUUUCCCAGGAUCCUCUGCGCCAAGGAGUGAGUCGCCAUUUUUAAUGCUAGCAAUAUUUCUAAAACAAUCCACAACAACUCCAGGCUAUAGAUCUUAAAUUGUAUCUUAAAAUUUAAGAUACUUUGUCACAGUAUUUAUAUUUUAAGUCCUGACUAUUCCAAAGAUAAGGCAUAUUUUGUUCUAAGCUUCUACAUAUGACACUUGGAUAAUGGAAAAGUUUGAGACGGCUUUUGAAGGAUCACUAAUGGUGACUUUGCAGAGGUUUGGCUGUACAAAUAACGAGCAGGUAGCAGUCACAUGCUUUCAAAAUAAAAACAAUGAGCUGGAACAAACUGUGAAGGGCUAACCUGACCCCCUUAAGUAUGUUUUGCCAAAAGUACUUUUCUCUUAUGCAUGUUUAUAGGUGCAGUGUUAUAUAGGGUAAGUCAAAAAGUUCUAAGAUAGCUUUGUUAUUUUUAUUUCUGAAAAUAACAAAGCUAUUUCUCUACAUAUCCUCCAUUUAAGUCUAAACACUAAUGCAAGUGGUAUUUCCAUCAGAGAAUUCCUUCUCUGUAGAAUUCUGGGGGAUGUCUUUCACACUUUUUGAAAUUAUAACAUCUGUCUGAGAACAUUUUGACUGACCAUCGUGUGUGUGUGUGUGUAUAUCCAUGUAGCCGCUUAUCCUGUCCUACAGGGUCGCGGGCAAGCUGGAGCCUAUCCCAGCUGACUAUGGGUGAGAGGCAGGGUACACCCUGGACAAGUCGCCAGGUCAUCACAGGGCUGACACAUAGACACAGACAACCAUUCACACUCACAUUCACACCUACGGUCAAUUUAGAGUCACCAGUUAACCUAACCUGCAUGUCUUUGGACUGUGGGGGAAACCGGAGCACCCGGAGGAAACCCACGCGGACAUGGGGAGAACAUGCAAACUCCACACAGAAAGGCCCUCGCUGGCUACUGGGCUCAAACCCAGGACCUUAUUGCUGUGAGGCGACAGUGAUAACCACUACACCACCGUGCCACCUGCCUGAAAUGAUGAUGCCAGAACUGACCACAUGGCUGCAUUCUUGUAUUUAAACUUUAUUACACAUACCAAAAGCAUAGUGUUGCACUGAAGUUUGAGCAGGAAAAAAAUACAUUCAGUCUUCUAGUGAUGCUUAUAUACAGUGCAUGCAUUACAUCUGUGAGUGUGUUAUUGUUUUUUGGGGGGUUGAUUUCUAGCCCUUUUACUCCACAAACUUGAAUUAGAGUUUUACAUCUUUCAGUAUUGCCUUUGCUGUUGAACAGUGAUCAAUGUGACUGCUAUUUAAUAAACAACAUUUACUAUUCA
Molecule: messenger RNA, 4894 nt
Organism: Neoarius graeffei (lesser salmon catfish)
Lineage: Eukaryota; Metazoa; Chordata; Actinopteri; Siluriformes; Ariidae
Product: ferroxidase HEPHL1-like
Exons: 20
Coding region: 167-3430 (1087 amino acids)
Biological process (GO): iron ion transport
Cellular component (GO): plasma membrane
Molecular function (GO): oxidoreductase activity; copper ion binding
Source: RefSeq, a predicted model, not a curated record